UGUCGCGCGUGACAAAAACCGCUGGUGUAGCAGCUUAUAUUUCAGUGGAUUAAAACUGAUUAUCCAUUCAGAAGCCAUCAACUGUACGUGUCAAAGUUGUCAAGUUAUCGUUCUUUUGAUCCAAUAGUUUCCUUAUUAAUCGCGAGGGCAAUCAGAGUUUUUGGAAGAGGCGAGAGCGUAAAUCAGCGAAGAUGUCGCUGCCGGAGCUAACGGUCGGCCAGGUGAACUACAACAGCAUUGAACUCAAAUGGGGAGAUUCGGAAAAUGAUACCGACAACAAGAAGCGAAAAUUGUUUCAUGUACAGUUGAACAAGGCUCGUGCGCGAAGCGCUUGUCCUGGCGGACCGACGCUCGAUCCUCUGACCAACUACCAGGGUUACAGUCAACAGUUUGUUUUCAAAGGCUUGGAGUCUAUGACUCAGUACCAAUGCCGUUUGCGGAUCAUGGAGAGCGACAGUGAUCGGCAUGGAGGCGGAUGGAGCGAACCGAUAACUGUCUGUACACCGAACGAACCUCCAUCCGGAGCCGAGCUGCACAAGGCGGUUUCCAGGCAGGACUUGGAAACCGUUCGUAAAAUUCUUAAAGAAAAUAGCGCGGUAGUUGAGGUGAUGGACAAGUUUGGAUUGACUCCACUUAUGGUAGCUGCUCAAAAGGGAUAUACAGAUGUGAUGGAAAUACUCCUCGAAUUUAAUGCCGAUCCUGAAUACCCAAACACCAGCGGCAAGACCUGUCUGAUGAUCGCCUGUUACGCCGGCCAAGAGGAAGCUGCUAGAUUGCUACGUCAGCACGGUGCCUUGUGGGAAACACGUGACAAGAAUGGAUUAACCGCUGUACACUGGGCGGCAGACGGAGGCCAUGAUGAUCUUCUUUUAUGGCUUGUGCGUGAUGGAGGCCCGGUUGACAUACAAGACAAUGUCAAUGGCUGGACACCCUUGAUGCGAGUUGCGUGCCUCACCGGAAAUGAUGAAGUCGCAGAAGUUCUCAUUGCGAAGGGUGCCGACAUCAACAAGAUUGACAAAUCUGGAAAGACAGUUUUGAUGGCGGCCUCUAUGAACGGGCAUUUUAACCUGGUGCGUUUGCUUGUCGAUAAGGGCGCAGAUGUGUUUGAAAAGAACAGAGAAGGGAAAACAGCUUUGGAAUUCGCCAGAUCGAUGGACAGGCACAGGAUUAUUAAAUAUCUUGAAUUCCAGGUGGCAAAGGAAGAAAAACAACGAAAAGCGAAACUCCUGGAAGAGAGACUCAAAGAGAGUCAACAGAAAUUGGGCCAAAUGCAAAUAAACUCUUGAACAUAAAGUUUUGGAAACCUCCAAUCAGGGCUACUCUUAGGAUUAUGAGAAGAGACCCUUGAAUAGAAAGGUUUCCUUAGUAAAAGGAAGCGGAAACAGUGAAACCUCCAUUUAGGGGACAUUCUUAGGACUAUUAAAAGUGUCCCUUGAAUUGAGGAAUCCACUCAAUGAAGAUAGCAGGUUAUAACGAGGUUUUUGCUUCCCUUGAAUGGAACUCUCCUACAUUUAGGUGUUCCAAAGAAAGCUUUUACUUUCGUCUUAAAUUAUAAAAAUUUUUGGAGCUACUGGAAGAUAAAUGAAUGUCUCAGAACAUCUUUUUAUGUUACAAA
This is a messenger RNA of Pocillopora verrucosa, 1615 nucleotides long. RefSeq names its product fibronectin type 3 and ankyrin repeat domains 1 protein. Gene Ontology annotation, molecular function: protein binding. Lineage: Eukaryota; Metazoa; Cnidaria; Anthozoa; Scleractinia; Pocilloporidae. The record is from RefSeq and is a predicted model, not a curated record. Gene Ontology annotation, cellular component: nucleus. Gene Ontology annotation, biological process: regulation of apoptotic process.